Molecule: messenger RNA, 169 nt
Organism: Paramecium sonneborni
Lineage: Eukaryota; Ciliophora; Oligohymenophorea; Peniculida; Parameciidae
Source: the annotation of a GenBank genome assembly
CAUGAGGACAGUUAAAAUAUUUUCACACAAAAGUAACUUAAUUUAUUAGCUAUAUAUUACCAUGAAGAUCAUUUGGGAUUGGAAAGUGAUUGAUAAAUAUUUAACUGUCAAAGCAAAAGAGAAUGAGCUUAUUCCAUAGAGUAAACAGUAUAUUAAACUGAAUAAAUGA